This is a messenger RNA of Oncorhynchus masou masou (cherry salmon), 8277 nucleotides long. RefSeq names its product band 4.1-like protein 1. Bases 141 to 4763 code for a protein of 1540 amino acids. Gene Ontology annotation, biological process: cortical actin cytoskeleton organization. Lineage: Eukaryota; Metazoa; Chordata; Actinopteri; Salmoniformes; Salmonidae. The transcript is spliced from 25 exons. Gene Ontology annotation, molecular function: structural molecule activity; actin binding. Gene Ontology annotation, cellular component: cytoskeleton; plasma membrane. The record is from RefSeq and is a predicted model, not a curated record.
UCCGUCAUAUACUGCUGUUCCCUCAAAGCAGGGAAUAAGGACGGGGCAGAGGCAGUAUUGGAUUGAUUUGCCCGCGGUGCACAACGUCAACAGUCCACACCUGGAUGUGUGUUUGACUUGAAGGUUAAAGAGAGGUUGCUAUGCCAACAGAGCUUGGCUCUGAGUCACAGGUGAAGAAGGCAGCCGAAGAGUCCUCCUGGCAGAAGGGGGCAGCAACAGGCAUGCAGGACUCGGCUUUAGACGCAAAGAUGGCCAAACAGGACCAGGACUCCAAACUGAUCGACGACCACAGGGAAAUAGACGACGUGUCAGAAAAGACCACCCCAAGCAAGACCCCCAAGUCCCCCCAGAAGACUUCCAAACGGCCAAAGACUGUUCCCUUCAAGGUCACCCUACUGGACACCUCUGACUAUGAGGCAGGGAUUGAGAAGCACUGCAAAGGACAGGCCUUGCUGGACAUGGUGUGUGAGCACCUCAACCUGCUGGAGAAGGAUUACUUUGGCCUGAUGUACAGCGAUGCAGAAAGCCAAAAGAAUUGGUUGGACCCCUCCAAGGAGAUCAAGAAGCAGAUGCGCACUGCUCCCUGGCACUUUGCCUUCUCUGUCAAGUUCUACCCUCCAGACCCCUCCCAGUUGACAGAGGACAUCACCAGGUACUACCUGUGUCUUCAGCUGAGAGAUGACAUGUUGUCAGGCCGUCUGCCCUGCUCCUUCGUGACCCACGCCCUGCUGGGUUCCUACGCCGUGCAGGCCGAGCUGGGAGACUAUGACACCGAUGACCACGGUCCGGACUACGUCAGCGACUUCCGCUUCGCACCCAAUCAGACGCGAGAACUGGAGGAGAGGGUCAUGGAGCUCCAUCGUAACUACAGGGGUAUGACGCCAGCUGACGCAGAAAUCAACUUCCUAGAAAAUGCUAAGAAGCUAUCCAUGUAUGGGGUGGAUCUCCAUCAUGCCAAGGAUUCAGAAGGGAUUGACAUCAUGCUGGGCGUAUGUGCCAACGGCCUCCUGAUAUACCGCGACCGCCUGAGGAUCAACCGCUUCGCCUGGCCAAAGAUUCUCAAGAUAUCCUACAAGAGGAGUAACUUCUAUAUCAAGAUCCGGCCCGGAGAGUACGAGCAGUUUGAGAGCACUAUUGGCUUCAAGCUUCCAAACCAUCGGGCGGCUAAGAGACUGUGGAAGGUCUGCAUCGAGCACCACACCUUCUUCAGGUUAGUGUCUCCAGAGCCUCCUCCUAAGGGCUUCUUGGUGAUGGGCUCUAAGUUUCGAUACAGUGGGCGAACCCAGGCCCAGACACGGCAGGCCAGCGCUCUCAUAGACCGGCCCGCGCCACACUUUGAACGCUCCACCAGCAAGAGGUACUUGCUGUCCCGCAGUCUGGACGGAGCAGAGUUCUCCCGGCCAGUGUCGGCCAUGUGUGAAAACCAGGAUGGUCUGUCCCAGCACAGUGGCAGUGAACACCCCCACCUCCACAGCCCCUCUGGGGACGAACAGGAGACAGAACUGGAACCACCCAGUUUGGAGCAGGACCAAGAGGAGGAUCAGGAUGAGGAACAGGAUCUAGAGGAAUACCACGACCAAGAGGAGGAUGAGGAUGGUGUCCCCACCCCCAGCAAGAAGAAGGAGAUCAAGGAGGAUGCUGGGUCCCCACUUGACAAUAUACAGGAGUUUUUGGAUAAGUCAGAGGAUGUCUUACUGAAGCACCAGGCCAGUAUCAAUGAGCUGAAGAGAGCCCUGAGGGAGCCCAACAGCAAGCUGAUGAACCGUGAGAAGCGUCUGUCAGGGACGUCACCUGGCGGAACACCCGAGAAGAAGGCUGUGGUGGGCAAGGAACUAGUAAACAGCUUCUCUGUAGAGGGCUUCGUCCAGAAGACUGUGGUGACUUCCCCAGAGGGCUCUGAGGAGUGGGUAUUGAUUGAGAAACAAAAUACUCAUCAACACGACUAUAACUGGAAGGCAGAAGAACAGAACGAAGCUUCCACCUCGCCUCCCCCAUUAUUCCCUGAUUCAUCUUGGGAAAGAAAGAAAGAUUUGGAAAAAGACAUAGAAGUGGCCAAGAUGAUUCAUAUCGAGGUUACAGGGGAGGAUGGGCAAGAAAUGAUAACAGAUAUUGAUAACUUUCCAUUGUCCAAAGCCACAAGGGAAGCCCAGGAUGAAUGUUCUGAACCGCGGUUGACUAGCAACAGCCGGUUCAUGGUGGAAUUAGCUGAAACCACAGAAUCUUCUGAAGAGGAUUCACAGUGGAAAGUACCUCCAGCAGAACACUCUGGCGCAAAGAAUGACAUAUUCCCAGUGUCAGACCCAGUCUCAACCCAAGCCCCAGCCCCAGUCCCAUUCCGAGACUCUAAGAAGGAUCAUCAACCCAACAGACACAGAAAAAAGAAGAGACCUAAUAGUUUAAACCUGGGAUUGUCAACAGAAUUCAUCUAUGAGAAAGAGGGCGAUGUCUCAAACACUGAAGAAGACAACGGGGGAUCAGACUGGGAGGAUAGUCCAACAGAGAAGACAAAGGUGGGACAAAUAGAUCACCCUGUGUCCAGAGAGGAGCCAGACGACCAGUGUUGGGUGACGAGUCCACUGAUGAAAGAUGAUGAGAGAUCACCAGAGGCAAAUUGGAAGGAGACAGUGGUGUCUGCAUAUGAAGAUAAGAAGAAGGAGCACAAUACAUCAAUAGGAGAAGACAAGACGACUCAGGGAAGUGUUGUGGAUGGUCCUGCAGUGUGUGAUGGAAGAGACCAGGUUAAGCACUUCAUCACUGAGGUCCAGCCAGCAGGCGAAGGGCUGGGCUCUGUCAAUGGUCCUGGGAAAACAGAAUGUGAUAGUUUAGCAGAACAGGUUAGAGAACCGGUUCAAGGGUUUCAUCUCACAGAGAGGUGCAUGACUGACAAUAGAGAACACAAAGAAGAGGUCAAGUUGAGGGAGGUCAAGACACACAAGAGACAAGCCAGUAACUCUGGGGGGGAGGAAGUGGAAGGCCUCACGUCAGAGGUCAGGGGUCAGAGAAGGUCUUUACAGAGACUAUCAGGCAGCAGUCAGUCAGAAAUCACCAGGAUCGUUCCGCUAAAACCUGAAAGGUCAAAGAGCUUAGCAUGCAAAGAUGAGCAGGACAAAGAGAGUCAGGAGUCAGAGUCUGAGCUGAGUGGUGUUUUUAGAAGAGAGUACAGAUGGUCAGGGGGUUCAUCAGAGGGACCUUCAGACAUCAACUGGAACAACGAGUCCACCUUCUAUCAAGCACCCACCCUGCCUACGUCAUUCAUCUCAACCAACGUUAGUCCAGCAAGACGGACCCACUCCCCGACUACCACACAUAGAGACGCCCCACAGGAACAGGGCAGCUUCUGGGGUCUGGAAGGCUUGGCAAGGGUUGAGGCUAAAACUGAAGAGCUGGUUCAGCAACAGAGCAGCGCUGACCGUGAUGAUCACUUUCAGACAUCAUUCAUCUCAAUCAAUGCUAGUCCAGCAAGACGGACCCACUCCCCGACUACCACACACAGAGACGCCCCACAGGAACAGGGCAGCUUCUGGGGUCUGGAAGGCUUGGCAAGAGUCGAGGCUAAAACUGAAGAGCUGGUUCAUCAACAGAGCAGUGCUGCCUGUGAUGAUCCCUUUCAGGCUGCUAGAGAAGCCAUAGAGAGUCAUCAGUUUCUCAGCUUCAAGGUUUCAGCCUCAGCGCUCCCCAGGACAGCUCCUCCUGCCCCUCCAGUUAAAACACAGAAGGCCAGAGAGUCUGGACUCAUACUCCGGAACAUCAACCGCAAUGUUAGCAGGGAGCCUGGCCUGGACGCAACCAAGAAGAGACAUUCGGAGCCACUCUCCACUCCUGUCAUCUAUGAAGAUACAGUAGAUGAUGCCAAGAGGGAACCCUGGGAGAGGAGGCCUCGGCCGGGCUCCGCCUCGGAGGACCACGAGCGUGACACUGUGGUCUGCAUGAAAGAGACCCACCUGGGCAUCGAGAGGAAGUGCUCCAGCAUGACGGUCAGCUCCACGUCCAGCCUGGAGGCUGAGGUGGACUUCACCGUCAUCAUGGACCUCCAUACAGGCGUGGAGGAGUUCUCCAAGAGCAUGUCUAAGCUGGGGGAGCGGCUGCCCGAGGUGGGCCGGGACGACUUUGAGGAGACCUCCAGGUUCUAUUCAGCCCGUCUCAUGGUCUCCCAUGACAUGUCCCCUGUAGAGGAGAUGCCUCCUGUGCACAAUGAGCCCCCAGUAGCCAGGAAAGACCCCAGUGCUGUUAGCGCUGCCCAGAUGCUGAGGGAGGCCGACGCCAAGAUGGAGGCACACACCAAUGGGUCAGAGGUCACCAGCACCAACAUCAUGGACAUGUCAGAGCAGCAAAUGGAGACUGACGUCAACUGUAAUGACACUAAGGUCUCCAGCAGCACUGACGUGGCUCAGCCACCAGAGGGAGUCCUGAACCAGAACCAGGGAGUUGGCAGUAGGAAGGAGGCUCCUCUCCCUAGUAAAGAAAAUUGCUCCCCUGUGAAGGCAGGCACCCUGGGGAGAGAGGCUGUAGAGUCCCCCCUGAAUGUCACCACUGACAACAUCACAACUCAAGUUACCAAGACAGUGAAAGGUGGCUACUCCGAGACCAGGAUUGAAAAAAGGAUCAUCAUCACAGGAGAUGAUGACGUGGACCAACAUCAGGCCCUUGCGAUGGCGAUACAGGAGGCCAAGCAGCAACACCCUGACAUGCUGGUGACAAAAGCAGUGGUUGUCAGGGAAACAGAGUCUCCCACUGAGGAGCAACAUAGGACAUCUGAGUCCUGAUCGCUCAUAGUAGUUCCUGGGAGUGGGGACAGGAAAUUACUUGAUCCUCCCGUCAUCUCCAUGACCACCCCCCACGCCAACGCCAACGCCGCAAGAGGGCUACAGCAACCUGCCCACAAUGUAUACUACAAUACAACAGACCGACCGCGCUCCCAGAAACAAUCCCUGUCUCCUCUACAACACAAUAUGCCUCCUCUCCUGUCCCUUUAACCAAAACCGACUGUGACGCCGCCUCUGACCCACGCUCAACCCCCCCCCCCCACCCCAACCCCUCUUCCUCUGGGAAAUUCCCUUUUCCCUGGGAUUUUUAGAACAUGACCGUUCUCACAAAUCUGAGAAAUAGACUGCAGUGUUUAUAUCUCCCCAAGAGGUCUGACUUGUAAAGAAUAUGGCAGGAAUAGGGCUAAUAUGUGUUGCCCCAUGUUUAGCCAUGGGAUCUGUGAGAGAUCAAUAUGGUGGUUCUGGUGUUCUACACCCCCAGACAGACUGUACAUGUACAAACAUAAUGACAUGUUAACGAUUCAUCACCUUUGAUCAAUGUAGUUCAAUUAAAUGAUUAGUGAUGAGGAUGUAAUCCAUCUUGAGUUAAAUCAGAUCAACCUUCCCCCAGAACACAUUGACUUACCUGUAACUACUGGUCAUUUAUUCGCCAGGAAGUCAAUAAUAGUCCAACCUUCAAAAUUGCUCUCAGAAAUGGUCACCAUGGCGAUGCCUGCUCAGUGCUGACAUCAUGCAUGUAGCAUGGGGAUCGGGAAUGGAGUGUGAGGAGAGGGGGUUGGGGGAGGGCUGCUCUGCAGGGGCCAGUGGGGAUGGCUAGCCUUUAACGCUUGUUGUCACCAGUGUGACACAUAUAUAAAACAGCUGUCUUACUAGCUUUUUAAACAUUUGUAACAAUAGAAGAAUCCAAUUUAAAGUCCAGUGUUUGCUUGUUUAAGAAAUAAAUAAAAUAAAUGUAUCGAUUAGCUUCUCAUACUCACAUGCAUGGUUCUACAUAGUUGAGGUAAUGAACGAUACGAUACCGACCUGUCUAGGAACAGACGUCCACAAGAAGUGGUUAAGAUGGCAGAACAUUCAGACAAAUCUAUAUCUGAAAGAUUCUGUGGAAUAUACUUCUGCAAUGUCUAGACACUGCAUGUCAACCAAAGCUGAUGGGACGAUACUGACAGGAGAGUCAACUGAAGGAACACGUGGACAGACACUUCUACAACAUCAAGAGACUAUGAGUUGGGACUCCGCUUAGCAUUCAGGUUAUACUACUUCUAUAGGCUCUGACUGUCGUUCUACGGCUAACAACAAACAGAAUCCCCCCCCCCCACUCACCUCAUCAUGUUCUCCUUCCUUCGUCCUGCUGUUAUAAUUUCAGUCUGAAACGCUGGUCAUGUAGGGCAAAAGUCAAAUCACACCCUAUUCACCAUGUAGUGCACUACUUUAUCCAAAAUUAGUACACUCUACUGGGAAAAGGUUGUCAUUUGAGACAAAGCCAUAGUAGGACUCUUAAAGCAAAAUGAGCGCUUUUCAUUUCAAGUUUCAAAUUAUUUUAUGAAAUUUGAGGAUAUGUUUAAAAAAAGCUCUUAUUUGAGUUGUCUUUGUCAUGUUGUAUGAGUUCUACGUUUGUAUUUAUAAGAAUGGUGGUGAAUGUGGGGUUUUUCCUUCCCUAAAAAGUAUGUGUGUGAUGACUUUUUCUGUACCCUCACAGACAAAGCCUGGAUUCUUAAAGUGACAAGUUUAAGCCCAAACUCCAUCCUCUUGGAUAGUUAGACAGGAGAUGAACCAGAACAGUUGGAACCUCAUUUACGUUCCAGAACAGCAAGCAAUGCCUCCAUAACCCUGCCUGGCUUAUCCUUGUAUACACUCUUAGAGAAAAGGGUUAUUUGGCUGUCCCCAUAGGAAAACCCUUUUUGGUUCCAGGUUCCAUCCUUUUUGGUUCCUCUUUUGAAAGGGUUCUACAUGGAACCAAAAGUGUUCUUACCUGAAACCAAAAAGGGUUCUUCAAAGGGUUAUUUUAUGGGGACAGCCGAAAAAACACUUUUAGGUUCUAGAUGGCAUCUUUUUUUCUAAGCGUGUACAUGUUCAUAAAUAAUCUCUGCAUAAUAUAAUCUUAAUCUAUGCUGAACUGCUGAAUAUACACCAACCAGUCAGUCAGUUUGAGAAGAAAAAAAACCGAUGCUGGAACAAACUGUUGAAUUUACAUACUAUGCAUUGUUCCCUGUGUGGACUAACUAUGAAACAUAACUGAGGAUAACCAGAUUCAUUUUUGGAGCGUCGAUCUGCGUUUAUCAUCUCCGAUGUGAUAUUAAUUAAUUACAGCGGUCAAUUUUUAACUGCUUGUGAGACUUGCAAUAAUUGUCUCUCUGUAGCCACCUGAUGCUAUUGUAAUCCAUUAUCAGUCUACUUAAAGGAGAAAACUGUGAACUGUCUGCAUAUGAAAAGUAUUACCAAAAUGUUCCAAGAUGGAGUUGAAACUAGAAGUUGAGCUCAUCCACACGGAGUCUCCGUGGCUUUGUCACCAUGCUUGUCAAAACGACUCCACUCUCACUACACCCUGAAGUAACAGAGGGGAUCCCUUAAACGUUAUCUUACCUGCUGUAGAGUUGUCUUUGUGAAACAGACAGCCUCAACACUUCUUUUGUAUAUUUUAUUUCAUUUUAUCUAGUCAAAUGACACUGGAUUGUUGUUUAGGCACUUGCUUGUGGUGAUAGGCAGCGACGAUAUUGUUAGAAGUGUGUGGUGUCGCUAUAUUGGACACACACCUCUCAAAAUGAUGACUUGCUGUAUAGACAAUAAGAAAGAAGUUGCCCUGUAAAGCUGAUGUGCUGUUUUUUAAAGGUGGGAGUCAUUGUAUGCAAAUGAACAUAAAUACUUCUAUGUGUGCAUAUCAUUACAAAUAUACCGGAAGAGUGGGAUGAAGUUGUGCUGAUUUCAUAAUAGAGGAUUAACAGAUGUUCUAUGUUAAGACUGCAGACCACUUGUGCGGUCUUAUACAGUGCAAUGGUGAUACUGAUGAUGGGUGCCUUACUGUUGGAUUCACCGCCACUGGAAACCAUGUCAUUGAUUAUUUUGUCUACUUGUGAUCUACUGACAUUUCAGCCAUCCACUCUCCAUGUGGUGAGGUCUCGACCUCUUCCGGAGCCCUGGAUGACAUCACCUUUACUGUCAAAGGUGUGGGCCGUUUGCAGUCUCUUUACCUGCUCAUUAAUGUCCCAUGUAAUGAUUGGGAAAUACUUAUGAUAAGCUAUGAUACUCGUUCAGUGGUAGGAAUAAUAAGAAUUGGAACUAAAAUCCAUUGAAGAGCAGAAAGAUUACAAACACAAGGCCUAAUAGGACAGAACUACUAUGAGUGGCUGACUCCAUAGACUCGCGUGAAGCACUAUCCGUUCCACUCUUCCUUUUCCAUCCUUCAAUUCACCUCAACCUUUUGCUCUUCAUUCCCCAAGUGUGUGGUGGUGUGUGUUUGCUGUAUUUGCAUUCAAUUUAAAUGGAAAACAUACAUAAAUAAAUGUCUCAUUGCGAUUCA